AUGGCGAACAAUUUUAUUGUGUUGUCUAUCGAUGAAUUUUUAGCCAAAUAUUCACAUUUAAUGCCUACGGAAACACCAUCAUCGACGACACAAUCUCGUAACAUAGCAUUAGCACUCAGUGUUGAACAAUGGGAAUUAUUACGUCGUUUAAGAAAUAGUCAUUUAACAAAAACACAAAUAAUUCAAGCGUAUGAUGAAUUAGAUCGACUCGAUCGAGAACUAGGACAAGUAUUUAAUCAACAAAUAGAACACCAACCACUACAGUCUCAUUCUCAUAAUCAAUCAUCUCAAAAACGUUCUCCUACGAUAUUAAACGUUCAUAAACCCAAUGAUGUUAUUAUUCAAUUACCCAAUGACGAAAAUCACGAUAUAAUAACAACAAAUAACGAUUAUUCGACAACAAAAGAUGUACAAUUAUCUCCAUCAUCACAACCAUUAUCUACAAAUAAACGUUCUCACAACUCGAUUCAUAAUGGUUUAUUGUCAUCAUCGUCAAAAACAUCGUCUACAUCAUCUUCAGCACAACAACAACAACAACAACAACAAAAUGGAAAUUCAAAUAGAACACUAACAACUCCAUCUCAGUCACAAAUAUUAACAACAUCAUCAACGGGAAAUCCACUAGGAUUAUUAUCACAGCAUCGUGGAAAUUACAAUGGUGGUGUUUACUCACGUAAUGUAACAAGUUCAAAUAGUAGUACAUGUAAUGGAACAAAUGGAGAAAUUAUCAAUGAAAAUGUUAACAUUCAAUCACCACAUAUUGCAUUACCAGAUCUAGAAGACGAAGCUCGAGAAUUACAAGAAUUAUUGUCAAAAGGAGAUGUAGCAAUUCAUAAUGAAAUAUCAGUAUUUGUCUAUAGAUAUGAUUUAAAACAAUCUCAAAUAGCGAGGAUGGCCGAUAUUAAACAACUUGAAACAUUGCAUCGUUUUACACACGAUGUUUCUCACAUAGGUACGCAAAAUGUUGCUGAUAUUGUAAAUACGGUGGUAUGUGAACCCUCAGCAAAAGUCAUCAAGCUCGAUACAAAUUCCAGUCUCAUGUCAUUCGAAGCGCCGAAACGAACAAGAUUUACAUUUCGACCAGAACAUUUGGAUAUUUUAGAGAAAGCAUUUAUUGACAAUCCUUAUCCUGAUCCACGUCGUCGUGAAGAAUUAGCACGUGUAUGUAAUGAAGCACGUUCAAAAGCUGAAGGAACAGAAGUACUCAAUGAAAGAGAACGCGUCACAGAACAGAUUGUUACACAUUGGUUUCAAAAUAAACGAAAAAUGACAAAACGAGCUAAUCAAGAUGAACAUCUACCAAUAACAAAUACAGAAGGAAGUAGUUUAACAUCGGUUAACGAUUGUGGCACACUAGAAUAUGAUAAUAAUUCAAAUGAAGAUGAACAUGAUUCCCCUAAUUCGUUGUCACCAUCGAACAUCAAUAAUAAUUCUAGUGGUACUAAUACAGCUAACAAAUCCAAACUAGACGUUUCGUUGAGUGAAACGAAUAAUGAUGAAUGCUUAGAUCCCACUCAACUUGCUGCCUAUCGUGCAAUUAUGAGUCGAAUGUCGUUCUUGGAUCCAAUCAAAACCACAUCAUCAUCAUCGUAUAUUAAACAAGAACCAUAUGAAAAUCCAAAUUCUUCGGCAACAUCACGUGAUUCUAAAUCUCCAACAUCAGAUGAUCAACUAACAUCGAGUCCAUAA
This is a messenger RNA of Didymodactylos carnosus, 1689 nucleotides long. The record is from the annotation of a GenBank genome assembly. Lineage: Eukaryota; Metazoa; Rotifera; Eurotatoria; Philodinida; Philodinidae.